Syngnathus typhle (broad-nosed pipefish) is the source of this 4665-nucleotide messenger RNA. It is a transcript of the gene atp7b, whose product is annotated as ATPase copper transporting beta. The transcript is spliced from 20 exons. Gene Ontology annotation, molecular function: P-type divalent copper transporter activity; copper ion binding; ATP hydrolysis activity. The record is from RefSeq and is a predicted model, not a curated record. Gene Ontology annotation, biological process: copper ion homeostasis; monoatomic cation transport. Gene Ontology annotation, cellular component: membrane. Bases 258 to 4142 code for a protein of 1294 amino acids. Lineage: Eukaryota; Metazoa; Chordata; Actinopteri; Syngnathiformes; Syngnathidae.
AAUUUUGUAAUCCCACAAAUUAAUCCUAUUGAUUAAUAUUUGUUUGCCGCCUCUGUUUUGACAGGAAACAACCAGUUUGCCAAACAAGUCGCCGAAGUCACCCUUGAGGAUGUUGAACCCCGAUUGUCGCUCUUAUCAACACCGCCCCAGCUCGGCUCUCGCUUGCUUACUCGCGCCAUCACGACUGCGGACUUUUGCCCUCUCUCAUUGACAGAUAAAGACACGGCACCGACCCGCUGCGCCAGAACAAGUGGGACAUGUUCGCCUCCAAGUCGCCCAAAAGUCUAUCCAGAGAUGGGUCCGCCGACCAAAUGUGCAUGGUCGAGAAGGAGCGCGUGCACGCGUCGGACCAACAGGUGCAGCGAGGUCUUGACAACUUGGCUUAUGAGUAUGGCAGUCAAAGCGAGCUCUGCCCUCCACUCAGAACCUCCACAGAAACCUUUAAGCUUCUGGGCCUGGCCCCGGAGCACCCGCUCCAUGCCGUGGUGGAGAGCAGGAUCUCCAGGCUGAGCGGCGUAUUGGGCGUUAGCUCGGUUUCCCCGAGCCGGCUCACCAAGGUGGACUACUCGAGCUCUGUGGUCACAGCCGCAGAGAUCGCCCAGGAGCUACGCCGGAUGGGCUUCCGCGUGGAGUCGGGGGUGUGGAUCGGCGUGGACGGCAUGCGUUGCCAGUCCUGCGUGGAAUCCAUCGAGCGGCACGUCGCCGCCCUGCGUGGGGUUUCUCACGUUCGGGUAUCGCUCGAAGAAGGCGCGGCGCUGGUUGCAUUCCAACCGCUUCACGUCACGCGGCAGGAACUGAGGGACAAGAUUGAGGAGAUGGGAUUUGGAGCAACUUUACUGGCUGAUGAUCCAUCUGCAGCCAUCAACCACUGGCAGAGUGAUGGAAGCCAAACCGUGACUGUCUGGAUAGGAGGAAUGACCUGCAACUCCUGCGUGCAGUCCAUAGACGGGAGGAUCUCUCAGAUGACGGGGGUCCGCUCCAUAGAAGUCUCACUCAAAGAAGAAAAGGGAACAAUCACCUUUGACCCGGGCCCGACCGGACCGGAGCAGCUUAGGCUAGCUAUCGAGGAAAUGGGCUUUGACGCGUCACUCCGAGAACCAGCCCAGACUCACCAAGCGACCGUUAGCCGAGAACUCCCCGAGCUGUCGGACCGGUCUUGUAAAACAGAAUUAAGCAACGGCACCGGAUGCCAUUCCACAUCCGCACAGCAGUCGACGGGCACCAAAGAGCAAAAGUGCUUCAUCAGCGUGAAGGGAAUGACCUGCGCCUCGUGUGUGGCCAACAUUGAAAGGAACCUACUGAAACACAGAGGGAUCAUCUCAGUUUUGGUGUCACUGAUGGCCGGAAAAGCGGAAGUCAAAUACGACCCGAACGCGAUAGACGCCCCUGCCGUGGCUCAGCUCAUAGAGGACUUGGGUUUUGGCGCCAAGACCAUCGAGGACAACGCCGUGGCUCACGGGAAAUUGGAUCUCACUAUAACGGGAAUGACGUGUGCGUCGUGCACCCACCAUAUUGAAUCGAAGCUCAGCGCAACCAAAGGGAUCGUUGGCGUUUCCGUAGCCUUGGCAACAAAAACGGCAAACAUCCAGUUUGACCCGGAUGAGCUAGGAGCUCGAGAUAUCAUCAACAUCAUUCAGAAUCUCGGCUUUGAGGCCACUCUGAAGAAGGCGGGCUAUAAAAGCAAUCUUGACCACACAGAAGAAAUUCAACAGCAAGUAUCUCAUCAGCUUCAACGGAAUGAGGUCAUUUUUGGGCAAAAUAACACGUGGGUUUUCUGCAGGUGGAAAACCUCCUUCCUUCUCAGCUUACUGUUUGGCCUGCCCGUCAUGGGCCUCAUGGUCUACAUGAUGGUGAUGGACAGCCAGCACCAGCAGCAUGGAGGCACCAUGCCGGAGGAGCAAAGCCUGCUGCCUGGCCUCUCAGUCCUGAAUCUGACCUUCUUCCUGCUGUGUACACCGGUCCAGAUCUUCGGAGGCCGCUACUUCUACAUCCAAGCGUAUCGCUCUUUGAAACACGGCACGGCCAACAUGGACGUCCUUAUUGUGCUGGCCACCACCAUCGCUUACGUCUACUCUUGCGUGGUACUCGUCGUGGCCAUGGCGGAGCGAGCCGGUCAGAGCCCAGUCACCUUUUUUGACACGCCGCCGAUGCUUUUUGUCUUCAUUGCGCUGGGCCGAUGGCUGGAGCAUCUUGCCAAGAGCAAAACCUCAGCAGCUUUAGCCAAGUUGAUGUCCCUCCAAGCCACCGACGCCACUGUGGUCACCAUGGGGCCUGACCACUCCAUCAUCAGUGAGGAGCAAGUGCUGGUGGAGCUGGUGCAACGCGGCGAUGUCGUCAAGGUAGCUCCAGGAGGGAAGUUCCCCGUCGAUGGGAAGGUGAUUGAAGGAAACUCCAUGGCAGAUGAGUCUUUAAUCACAGGUGAGCCAAUGCCGGUAAGUAAGAAGGUGGGCAGCCCGGUGAUUGCAGGUUCCAUCAACGCUCACGGCGCUCUUCUUGUGGAGGCCACCCACGUUGGUGCAGACACAACGCUGUCACAAAUUGUCAAACUGGUGGAAGAAGCCCAAACAUCUAAGGCUCCCAUCCAGCAGUUUGCUGACCGACUUAGCGGAUAUUUUGUUCCCUUUAUCAUCUUGGUGUCUCUGCUCACUCUUGUGGCGUGGCUUGCCGUCGGCUUUGUCAACUUUGACAUUGUGAGAGAGAAUUUCCCGGCUUACAACACCGACCUAUCCAAAGCAGAAGUCGUCAUCCGUUUUGCCUUCCAGGCAUCCAUCACUGUUCUUUCCAUUGCGUGCCCCUGUUCCCUGGGGCUGGCCACCCCCACAGCGGUAAUGGUGGGCACCGGGGUAGGAGCGCAGAACGGGAUCCUCAUCAAAGGAGGGGAACCGCUGGAGAUGGCCCACAAGAUCAAUGUGGUGAUGUUCGACAAGACGGGCACCGUCACUAACGGCGUGCCCAGGGUGACGCGUGUGUUGGUGCUAUGGGAGAUGGCCCGCAUGCCUCUGAGGAAGAUCUUGUCAAUCGUGGGGACGGCAGAAGCCAGCAGUGAGCACCCACUGGGGAUCGCCGUCACCAAGCAUUGCAAAGAGGAGCUGGGCGCAGAUGUUCUGGGUUACUGUCAAGACUUUCAAGCAGUGCCCGGCUGCGGGAUCAGUUGCCGGGUCUCCAACGUGGACCACCUGCUGCCGCCGCAGAGUGAAGAGCGAUUCCUGUUGCCGGGGGCAACCACAGAUGAAAGCGGUCCAGCGGACCUUUCAAAUGCAGGUGAGGUUUUGUGUUACUCUGUCCUGAUCGGGAACAGAGAGUGGAUGAGGAGGAACGGCCACCAUGUCGGAGCGGACGUGGACGCCGCCAUGUCCAGCCAUGAGACAAAGGGGCAGACGUCUAUCUUGGUGGCCAUAGACGGCGUGCUGUGCGCCAUGAUCGCCGUUGCCGACACGGUGAAGGCGGAGUCAGCCUUGGCGGUGCACACCCUCAAAAGCAUGGGCAUCCAGGUGGUCAUGAUAACGGGGGACAACAGACGCACAGCCAAAGCCAUCGCCGCACAGGUGGGGAUCAGGAAGGUGUUUGCGGAGGUGCUGCCUUCGCACAAGGUGGCCAAAGUACAGGAGCUCCAGGAGCAAGGCUUGCGUGUGGCCAUGGUGGGCGACGGCGUUAACGAUUCGCCCGCCCUGGCCCGCGCCGACGUCGGCAUCGCCAUCGGCACGGGCACCGACGUGGCUAUCGAAGCGGCCGAUAUCGUUCUCAUCAGAAACGAUCUCCUGGAUGUGGUGGCCAGUAUCGAGCUAUCCAAGAAGACCGUGCGGAGGAUCCGGAUUAAUUUUUUCUUUGCCGUUAUCUACAACCUCGUCGGAAUACCCGUUGCUGCAGGCAUGUUCAUGCCGCUCGGUCUGGUGCUCCAACCCUGGAUGGGCUCGGCCGCAAUGGCCACCUCGUCCCUUUCCGUGGUGCUGUCAUCUUUGCUGCUCAGAUUAUACAAAAAAACAUCAGUGGAAGCGUAUGAGGUCAGAGCAAGAGGCCUGAUGCGGAGUCUUCAGUCUUCACAGAUCAGCACGUUCCCGAGACUAGAAGGCCACCGGCGCAGUCCGGGUCCUUCCACUGAAACCCGGGAAGAGCACAACACCAAUGGUACACUAGUUUUAUAAUAUUUAUGUCAAUAAAUCUUUUUCCAAGUAAGAUUGCGUGAUGUGGUGCGUCGGUGAGAGCAGUCGGGUGGAAUAGCGGAACGGUGGAGCAUGCUAGCGUGUCUGACUUGAUCCUGAAAGAAUGUCGGGUUGCAUUUAUUUUUUAUUUUCACCUUAUUAGCGGUGGAAAAAUAGACAAAUGGAAAAUAAUCACAACUGACAAUUGUAUGAAUCUGGGAUACAGUUCAAAAAAAUGUGGGCAACGUUUAGCAACUACUGUUUUUGAUUUUUUUUUUGUUUCACUCUUUACUGGUUGAUGAUAAAAUGCAGAAGAGCCAAAGAUUUAUUGAAAGUAUUUUGCAGAUGUAAUUGGAAUCAUGCCACUGUUCACUGAUUCCGCAACAUCAUCUCCAAGCACCUUACUGUAAAAACCCUGAGUGUGUAGAUACUGUAUGUGGAUAUACGGUGCAGUAUAUAAAUAUGACACAUUUAUUUUAUAUCAUCAGUGUAAGAGCCUAUCAAUAAAAUGAAUGAUGUGGAGCUA